This is a messenger RNA of Manis pentadactyla (Chinese pangolin), 4618 nucleotides long. RefSeq names its product sphingosine-1-phosphate phosphatase 2 (gene SGPP2). Gene Ontology annotation, molecular function: sphingosine-1-phosphate phosphatase activity. Lineage: Eukaryota; Metazoa; Chordata; Mammalia; Pholidota; Manidae. Gene Ontology annotation, cellular component: endoplasmic reticulum membrane. The coding region runs from base 514 to 1695 and encodes 393 amino acids. The transcript is spliced from 5 exons. The record is from RefSeq and is a predicted model, not a curated record. Gene Ontology annotation, biological process: sphingosine metabolic process; phospholipid dephosphorylation.
AGGGUUUGGAAAGGACUUAGAACCCGUCUCCCAGGGACUCACUCUGCUCGCAGGAAGCAAGCAAAGGCGGAGUGAAGGGCUGGGUGCCAGGGGCUGGAGGGCAAAUCCGACCCCACCUGGGCUCCAGGGUGAACCAAGGUCACGAGGACAUCGGCCCUGGCCUCGCGCCGGCCCACACGUGCUCGGCCCCCUGCAGCAGGUGGCCUGCCCGCAGCGGGGCUGCCGGGCGGGAGCCGGAGCGCGGAGGAGACACCUGGACCCCCGCCCGGUUCCGAGCAAGGGAGUCGCGGUGAACGCCCCGGCCCGCCCCGGCCAGCGGGGGCGGCUAGGCGGCCGGACGUGCGGGCGCGAGGAGUGGCGGACACCUGGGCGCUGCCCGGGGGCGGCGCUAGGACCCGGGCGGCGCACCUGUUGGCCGGCGUCGCGGCCCCGCCCGGCCUCCGCCCCCGGACCCGACCCGACCCGCCGCGCCGAGUCUGAGGGCCGGCGGGGCUGUCGCGCGGCGGGUGCACCAUGGCCGAGCUGCUGCGGAACCUUCAGGAUUCCCGGCUCGUCGCCCGCUUCCAGCGCCGCUGCGGGCUCUUCCCAGCGCCGGAUGAAGGCCCCCGCGAGAAGGGCGCGGCGCGGCCGCCCGGAGCCGAGCAUCUCUCGGCGGCCCACGGCCCGGGCGGCGGGGCCCCGGCCAAUGGGCUGCAGAGAGUCGCCGCCCCGCAGACGUAUGUACAGAAGUACAUUGUGAAGAAUUACUUCUACUAUUACCUAUUCAGAUUUUCAGCUGCUUUGGGUCAAGAAGAGUUCUACAUCACGUUUCUUCCGUUCACUCACUGGAAUAUCAAUCCCUAUUUAUCCAGAAGACUGAUCGUCAUAUGGGUUUUGGUGAUGUAUAUUGGCCAGGUGGCCAAGGACAUCCUAAAGUGGCCCCGCCCCUUUUCCCCUCCCGUCGUGAGACUCGAGAAGAGAGUGAUGGCGGAGUAUGGGAUGCCGUCUACCCACGCCAUGGCGGCCACCGCCAUUUCCUUCACUUUCCUCAUCUCUACCAUGGACACAUACCAGUAUCCCUUUGUUCUGGGCCUGAUGGUGGCUGCAGUGUUUUCCACCUUGGUGUGUCUCAGCAGACUCUACACAGGGAUGCACACAGUCCUGGAUGUGCUGGCCGGCAUUCUGUUCACUGCGGUCCUCAUUGCCCUCACCUACCCCGCGUGGACCCUUAUCGAUUGCCUGGAUUCGGCCAGCCCUCUCUUCCCCGUGUGUGCCAUAGUGGUACCAUUCAUCUUGUGUUACAACUACCCCACGUCUGAGUACUACAGCCCAACCAGAGCGGACACCACCACCAUCCUGGCCGCCGGGGCUGGGGUGACCAUAGGAUUCUGGAUCAACCAUUUUUUCCAGCUUGUGUCUGAGCCCACCGAGUCUCUCCCUGGGAUAUAUAGCAUCCCACCGCUCACCACUGACAUGCUGGGUUUGGGUCUGGCCAAAUUUAGUGUGGGAAUUGUGUUGACCAUCCUGGUUCGUCAACUUGUACAAAAUCUCUCGCUGCAAGUAUUAUUCUCGUGGUUCAAGGUGGUCACCCGGAACAAGGAGGCCAGGCGGAGACUGGAGAUUGAAGUGCCUUACAAGUUCGUCACAUACACAUCUGUUGGCAUCUGUGCCACAACCUUUGUGCCAAUGCUACACAGGUUUUUGGGAUUGCUCUGAGCCUCAGACAGUAGGGAAUUAGCCCACUGGACGUAAGGGCCAAGACACAGGAUUGUUGCAUGGGUGAGACUUGGCAACACAUUUCUCUUAGAAAAAUCCUGUUACAUGUCUUUUCCUGAUACCCGAGAGAAUGCCGCUGCUGCAUAAAAGGCAAUACUGUGUCAUAGGGACCGUUAGUCUGAGGGCCGUGCUGCAGUUGAAGCCAGGCUAAACCGAGGGACAAGUUUUUUUAAGGGUCUCCCCCACCGUCCGGUACACGGCCCGUGGACACAGUCACGCGCCGGCUUAUGAGCAGCUGCUGCCCCCACUGGGUUCUGCAGAGCCAAAGAUGGGCAGGAUGGGGCAGGCCUAAGGUCAAGCGCUUCUUUUCAGUCACGCCCUUGACCUGCACUGAAUCUCAUUUCCAGAGCUGUAAUUUUGGUCGAGGAGAAAGGGUGGCCUCCAGUAAAACUGCCUUCCCCGGACGGGGUGGCUUUCUCGUCCUACUGGCACGUCAGACCACCUGCUCGGGCGACAAGGCCAACAGGCAGUCCCCGCUCCCAGGGAGGCUGGCAGAGGCGGGCCAGACCCGAGGGCGCUGCCGGGGUGCCGCUCUCCCUGCCCCAAGGCUGGUGCAUCCAGGCCCCGUCUGCGCCCCUCCUGCGCAUGAAUCCCGCUCUCCCUGACCAACCCUUCUGCUGCCUUCCCGGGGUGUCCCGCCUUCUCCGGCCCAGACGUGGGACAAGCCCUCUGCCCAUCUCCAGCCUUUUCUGCUUCCUUACCAACGGGAAGGUGCUGUCGUCUGGUCCCCCUGCGAAAGUGGGUCGAUAGAAAUGGGUGGACUUACUCCUUCCUGGGCCGAGGAGGGCGCACGUCCCAGACGGACAUUGCCCGGUCCUGCCAGGGCCUGCCUGACCUUGUCCUCCGCUUCUCAGUUACUUUCUGUGCAUCUAUUUUUCUCAUCUACUAAAUAGAAUCGGGGUCUCCCUUCCCAUCUGUCCACUUCGUAUCUCGGCAAUUUUAAGGAUAAUGUUAGGCAGAAACAGUGUCAGCCUCCCUUGAGAAAGCGAGGCACCCCAACACCACACCCUUUACACCUCGGGCCUGUCCUCAGGAGCCCCAGGAAGGCGAUCAUCACACGAACACCAGAGGGCUAAGGAACAGGUAUUAACAAUUUCCUUAAAAACUAGUAUGUAGUUAACACAGUAUCUUUUUGCAGUGCAGCCUGGAACCUCUGAAGCCAGUGAGUUACAGAACUCUUUACCACGCACACUUUGGGGGAAAAAUUAGCCUGCCUAGAGGCUCUUACCCCUGCAUCCAGUAGGAAAACUGAGCACCCCGUUUGUUCUGAUUUCAAAUCUGUACCCUGGCCUUUUUGUUGGGAUGAUCUUUGGUAUUUGACUUAAUUCUCCAGUUUCUUGAAUAAUUUUUAGUCAAACAUCUUGUUUUUCUUUGGAAUUCUUCUGACAUUUUUCAUAGUUAGGAGGCAGGGAUCAAAAUGACCUGCCAUUUGACUGUAUGUCAUACUCUGACCAGUAUUUGUAGCAGCUUAUGAUGAGGGGAUGUGCAGGGAGGUAUUUUCCUGUAGCUCUGCCCACCCCCUGCACCCCUGAAAACCAGAGAUCAGAGAUUGUAGCACUGGGUGAUAUUUACACCAAAAGAUUUUAGUUGUUUUUUUCUGAAGCCAACCAGGAAAAGAAUCAGCUUUUAAUACAUAUUUUUGAAAAGAGAAGCUGUAAUUAUUAUCACAGCAGACGGUGUACAGUGUUGGUGAUUCAUUGGUGUGUGUGUGUGUAGGUUUUACUGCUGUCCCUUAUCUGUCCCAACAGCGGGGCUGCAAUGAGCUGUACUGAUGUAUUUAAGGCUGUGUUUACACAGUUUGGAUGGAGGAUGAAUGUAUUAGCCCUUGCAACAUUAAAGAAUGACCCAAGGGUUUAUCAUGGUUGAUCACUUUUUAAAGUAUCUUCUUAUAGCAAAAGUAUAUGUUGGUGAGGCCAAGCUUAGUUUUUGAGCACUUGUGCUUUGAGGCCAAGAAUCAGGCAGCAACUGAUUGGAAAAAGUUGUUACCUGACUCACACUCGUGCUUUGCCAGCUGUCUUCUCCGUUACUGACCCAGCACCGCACUGUUAGAUCUCACCCCGGCCCCUUCAGGCUCACACGCACACCUCACUGCCUCUUCGCCUCCGUUCGGACAUUUGGAUUUUCUCUCUGGUGAAAUACUGCCCCCUACUGGACCAGCCUCAGCCUUGCUCCAAAGCCUCUCUCCCGAGGAGGAACCUUGGAGACGAGGAAUUUGUAAAAGUCAGGCUCUCGUGAUGUAUCCAACAUAAAUCCAGGACCUGAGGUCUGGCCAAACCUGCCCCUGGGAAACUGACCGCACGGCCCUCAGGGCGCCUGGCCCCGCCAGGAGCCAAGUCGGACGACGGGGACAUGUGCUUUAACUAACGGUCCUCACCCUGCCCCCAGCCCACUAUCCCUCUGGGGCAGGACACCCACCCAGUAAACAGCUGUCAUCUCAGGCCGGUUCAGCUCAGACUCACACUGUAACAGAAUGUGCAGGAGAAAGCGCAGAGGCUACCCGGGCCUAAAAACCCUUACGUGGUGGCUGAAAUCACUCCACCUCAUGCCCAGUCACACUGUAACGUGGGAUUCCCUCGCUCAAAUAGGUAACAUGUGCUUCUUGAUGCAGUGAAAACGUGGGGUUUCAAGGCCAUGUGGCCCAGGUUUCUAUGCUGGAAACUUUCAGCUGUCUUGCUAAUGUAUCAUAUGUAAAUUUACUUUUUGUUUUUUAAAUCAUUUUUGUUUAUGACUCCUUAUUAUGCGCUUUGAAAGCCAGUGUUCUGUUUCUUCGGAUCCUUUUUUCUUCUAAACCUUGUUCUCAGGGUUUGCUGUACCUGAAUUGAGAAAAGGUGACACGAAUAAAUGGCAAGUGUAUGAUUCUCUA